UAGUAACCACAUAUAGCAGUGGCAGCUGUCCAGUGGGCAUGUGGGGUAAGAGUGAGUCAACAAGGAAGAAAAUUGUUCCGCUUCUUCAAGGGAAUUCUCAGGAAACUGAAACUGGGCGGCUGGAGUUACAGGGCAGGCAUAAAUAUCAGGUGCAUGCUGAGCCAAGACUCAUUCACCAGGAGCUCCUGGGACCCUAGAGGAGGUGACCUGCCAUGCUGCUGCCCCUUCUUUCUGUGCUAUUUCUGCUCACGCAGCCGCAGGGGAACCUGGGAGCUGAGUUGAAGCACUACCAUGCUAAACCACUGCCCAAUGCCUGCACUCUGGUCAUAUGCAGCCCCACAGAAAAUGGCUUGCCUGGCCGUGAUGGCCGGGAUGGAAGAGAAGGCCCCCGUGGUGAGAAAGGAGAUCCAGGCCUUCCAGGAGCUGUAGGGCCAGCAGGGAUGCCUGGACGAACUGGCCCAGUUGGGCCCAAAGGGGACAAUGGCUCUGAUGGGGAGCCUGGACCGAAGGGUGAUCCUGGACCAAGUGGACCCACAGGACUCCCGGGUGUGCCUGGUCCAGUGGGAAAAGACGGUCCCCCUGGAAAGCAGGGGGACAUAGGUCCUCAAGGCAAGCCAGGCCCCAAAGGAGAGACUGGACCCAAAGGUGAAGUAGGUGCCCCAGGUAUACAGGGCUCCACAGGAGCAAGAGGCCCCACAGGCCCUAAAGGGGAGAAAGGUGCCCCUGGUGAACCUGGAGCCCCCGGAAGGGCAGGGGCAGCAGGGUCGGCUGGAGCUGUGGGUCCACCGGGACCUGUGGGUGCCAGGGGACCCCCAGGACUGAAGGGUGACAGAGGUACUCCUGGAGCCAAGGGUGAAAGUGGGCUUUCAGACAUCACUGUUCUGAAGCAGCAGUUGGCAGCCUUCCAGGACCAGUUAGAGAACCUCAAGGCUACCUUGUCUCGCUACAAAAAUGAGAACCUUCUCCCAAGUCUCUAUUAAAGAUGCUCAGAAACA
Molecule: messenger RNA, 995 nt
Organism: Octodon degus (degu)
Lineage: Eukaryota; Metazoa; Chordata; Mammalia; Rodentia; Octodontidae
Product: pulmonary surfactant-associated protein D
Exons: 8
Coding region: 213-980 (255 amino acids)
Source: RefSeq, a predicted model, not a curated record